Molecule: messenger RNA, 2130 nt
Organism: Acanthosepion pharaonis
Lineage: Eukaryota; Metazoa; Mollusca; Cephalopoda; Sepiida; Sepiidae
Source: the annotation of a GenBank genome assembly
AUGCUGUAUAGCUCUUUCUCUCUCUCUCUCUCUCUCUCCCUAUCUAUCUAUCUAUCUAUCUAUCUAUCUAUCUAUCUAUCUAUCUUUCUAUCUCUUCUCCAUUUCUCUUUCUCUCCACCCCUCUCUCUCUCUCUCCAACUCUCUCUUUCUACAUUUCUUUCUCUCUCUCCAACUCUCUCUUUCUCUAUUUCUCCCCAACUCUCUCUCUCUCUCUUUCUCUUCUCAACUCUCUCUUUCUACAUUUCUUUCUCUCUCUCCCCAACUGUCUCUUUCUCUAUUUCUCUCCAACUCUCUCCCCAACUCUCUCUUUCUACAUUUCUUUCUCUCUCUCCAACUCUCUCUUUCUCUAUUUCUCUCCAACUCUCUCUCUUUCUCUUCUCAACUCUCUCUUUCUACAUUUCUUUCUCUCUCUCCCCAACUCUCUCUUUCUACAUUUCUUUCUCUCUCCAACUCUCUCUUUCUCUAUUUCUCUCCAACUCUCUCUUUCUACAUUUCUUUCUCUCUCUCCAACUCUCUCUUUCUCUAUUUCUCCCCAACUCUCUCUCUCUCUUUCUCUUCUCAACUCUCUCUUUCUACAUUUCUUUCACUCUCUCCAACUCUCUCUUUCUCUAUUUCUCUCCAACUCUCUCUCUUUCUCUUCUCAACUCUCUCUUUCUACAUUUCUUUCUCUCUCUCCCCAACUCUCUCUUUCUACAUUUCUUUCUCUCUCUCCAACUCCCUCUUUCUCUAUUUCUCCCCAACUCUCUCUCUCUCUUUCUCUUCUCAACUCUCUCUUUCUACAUUUCUUUCUCUCUCUCCCCAACUCUCUCUUUCUACAUUUCUUUCUCUCUCUCCAACUCUCUCUUUCUCUAUUUCUCUCCAACUCUCUCUUUCUACAUUUAUUUCUCUCCCUCCACAACUCUCUCUUUCUAUAUUUCUUUCUCUCUCUCCAACUCUCUCUGUCUCUAUUUCUCUCCAACUCCCUCCCCAACUCUCUCUUUCUACAUUUCUUUCUCUCUCUCCAACUCUCUCUUUCUCUAUUUCUCUCCAACUCUCUCUUUCUACAUUUCUUUUUCUCCCUCCCCAACUCUCUCUUUCUAUAUUUCUUUCUCUCUCUCCAACUCUCUCUUUCUCUAUUUCUCUCAACUCUCUCCCCAACUCUCUCUUUCUACAUUUCUUUUCUCUCUCCAACUCUCUCUUUCUCUUUCUCUCCAACUCUCUCUCUUUCUCUUCUCAACUCUCUCUUUCUACAUUUCUUUCUCUCUCUCCCCAACUCUCUCUUUCUACAUUUCUUUCUCUCUCUCCAACUCUCUCUUUCUCUAUUUCUCUCCAACUCUCUCUCUUUCUCUUCUCAACUCUCUCUUUCUACAUUUCUUUCUCUCUCUCCCCAACUCUCUCUUUCUACAUUUCUUUCUCUCUCUCCAACUCUCUCUUUCUCUAUUUCUUUCUCUCUCUCCAACUCUCUCUUUCUCUAUUUCUCUCCAACUCCCUCCCCAACUCUCUCUUUCUACAUUUCUUUCUCUCUCUCCAACUCUCUCUUUCUCUAUUUCUCUCCAACUCUCUCUUUCUACAUUUCUUUCUCUCUCUCCAACUCUCUCUUUCUCUAUUUCUCUCCAACUCUCUCUCUUUCUCUUCUCAACUCUCUCUUUCUACAUUUCUUUCUCUCUCUCGCUAACUCUCUCUUUCUCUAUUUCUCUCCAACUCUCUAACCAACUCUCUCUUUCUACAUUUCUUUCUCUCUCUCCAACUCUCUCUUUCUCUAUUUCUCUCCAACUCUCUCUCUUUCUGUUCUCAACUCUCUCUUUCUACAUUUCUUUCUCUCUCUCCCCAACUCUCUCUUUCUCUAUUUCUCUCCAACUCUCUCCCCAACUCUCUCUUCCUACAUUUCUUUCUCUCUCUCCAACUCUCUAUUUCUCUCCAACUCUCUCUCUCUCCCCAACUCUCUCUUUCUACAUUUCUUUCUCUCUCUCGCCAACUCUCUCUUUCUCUAUUUCUCUCCAACUCUCUCCCCAACUCUCUCUUUCUACAUUUCUUUCUCUCUCUCCAACUCUCUCUUUCUCUAUUUCUCUCCAACUCUCUCUCUCUCUCUUUUCCCAACUCUCUCUUUCUCCGUUUCUCUCUUUCUCUGUCUGUCUCUUUAUUUCACACUAA